This is a messenger RNA of Platichthys flesus (European flounder), 1771 nucleotides long. Its product is annotated as zinc finger protein OZF-like. NCBI's taxonomy places the organism in Eukaryota, Metazoa, Chordata, Actinopteri, Pleuronectiformes, Pleuronectidae. The transcript has 2 exons. The record is from RefSeq and is a predicted model, not a curated record. Bases 273 to 1442 code for a protein of 389 amino acids.
GCGCAGAGAAGAUGAACAUGUCCGCCGUGCAGCUGCUGCGGGUGUCGGUUCAAGAGCGGAUCAGCGCGGCCGCUGAAAACGUCAUGCUGCUGUUGGAUAAAGGAGGAGGAAAGGCUCAAGUCCCGGCGCUAAAAGGGAUGCUCGCCGAGCGGCUCACGGCGGCGAGCGAGAAGAUCCUCGCGGGGCUUGAGGAAACCGUGGCAUAGUACGAAGACCCAGUAGAGCAGUCCGAGCGGAAGAUCAGCCGCCAGAGGAGGCUCCUCGAUGCCGUGAUGAAGCCCGAAGUCUUGCUGCACGAAGCAGUGUGUCCUGCAGAAGCCCAGCAACUGAUGGUGAAUAAAGAAGAGGUUCCCCCUGGGCAGCAGCAGUGGAGCCCCCUUGUGGACCAGGAGGACCCAGAGCCCCCCCAUAUUAAAGAGGAACAGGAGGAACCGUGGACCAAUCAGGAUGGACAGCAGCUUCAAGGACUGGAGGAGUCUGAUAUCAAGUUCACAUUGACUCCUGUCACUGUGAAGAGUGAAGAAGAUGAAGAGAAACUUAAAUCGUCAAAGCUUCAUCCGAGUGAGACAAAGGAGAACCGAGCGGACUGUGGAGGACCAGAACCAGCCAGGAACUCAGGUCCUGAUGGACAUUUAAAACAAGGUACUGAGUACAAGACUGAAGACAUUGGGGAUGAUUGGAGGGAGACCAGGGAACCUCAGACUGGUUUAAAUACAAUAGAUAACAAUCCAAGUGAUAUGGGAUGUAAGACAGAAAAAAAUUUGUUUAGUUGCUCUGAGUGUGGUAAAAGAUUAACCGAAAAGGGCAGUCUAAAAAUACAUAAGAGGAGUCAUACAGGAGAGAAACCGUUUAGUUGCUCUGAGUGUGGUAAAAGAUUUAAACGGAAGUGCUAUCUAAAUAGACAUUUGCGUGUUCAUACAGAAGAGAAACCAUUUUGUUGCUCUGAGUGUGGUAAAAGAUUUAGCCAAAGGUGCAAUCUAAAUAUGCAUAUGAGGAGUCAUACAGGAGAGAACCCGUUUUGUUGCUCUGAGUGUGGUAAAAGAUUUAGCAUGAGUGGCAAUCUAAAUAUACAUAUGAGGAUUCAUACUGGAGAGAAACCAUUUAGUUGCUCUGAGUGUGGUAAAAGAUUUACCCAAAAAGGCAGUCUAAAUAUACAUAUGAGGAGUCAUACAGGAGAGAAACCGUGUAGUUGCUCUGAGUGUGGUAAAAGAUUUAGACAUAGGUCCAAUCUAAAUACACAUAUGUGUCGAAUCUACGAAGUGACAACAAAAAUCCACAUACCUGGACGGACAAUACCUGGAUCUCUUCCACACUGUCAAAGUGCCUACCCCACCUUAAGUAGUGCAUGUCUGCCCACUGCUCUCUGUGUCCUACUGUCUUCACCAGAUGGGUCCAUAGCCGAAAACAAAUUUCCCCCUUGCAUGUCGUGUGUGUGGGACUAAUAAAUACCUUUACCGUUUAGUUGAUUUGAGUGUGGUAAAUAUUUAGGAUUCAGUCCUAUUGUACGAGACGUGAGGAUUCAUAAAGUUGAAAAGUGAUUCAGUUGAAACCUAAGAUUUAUUAGGAUUUAUCAGCAUAUAUUGAUAUUAUACAUAUUCAUAGUUCACUGUUUUAAAAAGACUAUAAACAGUUUUUAUGUCCCUAGCUCAUUGAAUAACACAAAAUAUUUGUGUUUAUACAUCUUGUUUCUACUGAUUGUUUGAAAACAAUGGUUUCUUGGUUCGUAAGAUACAAUGACAUUGUGUGUUCUUCUUUAUGUAUCGAAUGUGUU